Molecule: messenger RNA, 1014 nt
Organism: Symbiodinium necroappetens
Lineage: Eukaryota; Dinophyceae; Suessiales; Symbiodiniaceae
Source: the annotation of a GenBank genome assembly
AUGUCCCUGCGUGGGGAGACGGGAUGGCAAGCGACCCAUGCGAAGGCUUUCGGCAAGGAGCGCUGGCCCCAGCUUCUUCGCGCACUGCGGCAGCCAGUCCAUCAUGUCGCGCUUGUGAACCCCUUCUUGCCGUCGCUCCAGCGUGAGGACGUGGCGCAGCUGCAGCGGCUGCAGCCGCAUGAAGAGAUACCUUGCGUCUUCGUCAAUGCAGAUGGCUCGUCCUGUUCCAAUGAUGCCGAAGCUGAUCAGGAUGGUGACGGUCUGCUUGCGCCGAGGGCUUCGCUGGAAACUCCGGCUACCUCCGACCUCCUUCCAUGUUACUUCCUGGACGGGGCCUCGGCUUUGGCGGCAGCUUUGUUGGAGCCCGGGCCGGGAGCGUCGGUCCUGGACCUUUGCGCAGCUCCGGGGGGGAAGUCGCUGAUGCUGGCGUCGCUGCUCUUUGCAGGACCGGAGGCAUCUGGGAGGCUGAUCUGUAACGAGAUGUCGCGCCCCCGGCUAGCGAGACUGCAAAAAGUGGUCUCCUCGUUUCUGCCACCCGAGAUGCUGGCUACAGGUGCUACUGGGCGUGUCAGCCUUGUCAAUGUCGAUGCUGCCACUGGAUCCAUCCCGGUGCCUUUGCAGCGCCUGGCUCCCUUCGACCGGGUGUUGGUGGAUGCUCCCUGCACCUCUGAUCGCCAUCUUGUACAUCAAGGAGCGUCGGCUUUGGCACACUGGGCUGCUGGAGCUGUCAAGGCCAAUGCGGAGCGACAGCUGGAGCUGUUGCGUGCAGCUGCUGCACUGGUGAAGCCUGGGGGCUUGGUAUUGUACGUCACCUGUGCUUUGGCGGAAGCUGAGAAUGAUGGUGUUGUGUCCAAGUUCCUGAAGAAGUUCGGCCAAAACUUUGCGUUGGAUGCCUUCCCUGAUCAAGCUUCGCGGCUUCUGCAGGGUGCUGACGCGACCCAGUGUGGCGUACUGAUCCUUCCUGAUCGGACGCCGUACGGGCCCAUGUACAUAUCCCGCCUGCGCCGUCACUAG